Molecule: messenger RNA, 1740 nt
Organism: Aspergillus mulundensis
Lineage: Eukaryota; Fungi; Ascomycota; Eurotiomycetes; Eurotiales; Aspergillaceae
Product: C2H2 type zinc finger domain protein
Exons: 5
Coding region: 1-1740 (579 amino acids)
Biological process (GO): regulation of transcription by RNA polymerase II; DNA-templated transcription
Cellular component (GO): chromatin
Molecular function (GO): zinc ion binding; DNA-binding transcription factor activity, RNA polymerase II-specific; RNA polymerase II cis-regulatory region sequence-specific DNA binding
Source: RefSeq, a predicted model, not a curated record
AUGUCCUCGGAUUCUCCGGACCAGUGGCAGAUACCUCUCGGAUCUCUCCCUAUUCCCCCAGUCGUGCAAGAUGUGAGCGGCAUGAACUUUGGUUCUCCCAACUCUUUCGAUGAUAGAGCCUCUUCUAUCGGCACAAUUCCCUCGGGCGGGAGCCAUCAGGCUGUACGGGAUGUUUCGGACAUGGUCACAAGCUCAUCCUCCAGCGUAACCGCUGCGAUAAAGGCGACUUCAAUCACGUCUGUGUUUUUGGACGAAUGCCUACACAUGUUCUUCGUGCGGUUCAUUCCUACCUUCCCAAUCCUUCAUCGAGCCACCUUUGUUUUCCGCGACUGCACCCAUCCCUUGCUACUAAAUGCUAUGGCCCUAGGGUCUUUGUAUCUCGGCCCUAAAGACUCGGUUGCGAAGGGAGAAGCACUAUGGAGACUAGCACAUACAGCUGUUUCUACCUCGUGGCAAUCAUUGAUCACGCACCGUGGCCCGUACGAUGCCUGCAACGGCGUACAGCUUCUGCUCACUGCCCUUUUAGGGCAAAUAUACGGGGCGCUGUCCAAGAGUCGGGCAAUCCGCACCACUAGCCAGGUCUUCCGACCCCUCGGCUUCUUCUGGGCACGGCAUUGCGGCAUGCUAGACAGUGAACCCUUUUCGAUAGAAGACGUACCAUUUCCCAAUACUUCGAGCACGGAGAAAGAUCAAAAAUGGCGAACAUGGGCCGCACGAGAGAUCCAGCAGCGCGCCCUGUUAGCAUACUAUGUUCUUGAUGGGCUCGUUGCACAGAUGUCCGGUGAUGGGGCUUCCACUCGUCAUGUUGCGAAUCCGCUCGUUCUUCCCAGCAGUGAGGCUGCAUUCGACGCCAACAGUGCCGAUGAAUGGUUAACCCACAUGCGCUCUCAGAAGGCAGAGCAGCCUUCCUUCCGGCUCAUAUUCCGCUCCCUAUUCCCACCCACGAGUAGCUUCAGAGCUCUCGAUUACCAGUUCUCCGCCUUCUCCCUUCGCGUGGUCCUCGAGGGCCUCCAGUCCCUUGUCUCAGACUCAGACGAGUACGACCUCACUGCUGUCGGCGUCCCAGGCCGUUCCGACGUCCGAAGAGCUCUAGCUCAAGUCCACGAAACCAUUACAAUGAGCAUCCACCUCUCCUCCUCAGAACGCCUUGAGGUCCUUCUCCGCUGGCACACUAUCUGCCUCGACACAAUGAUCAACUCCACCGUCCUCUGCCGCCACGUCUGCUCACGCUACGACAUCCCCCAACAAGUAUCAGGCGGUUCCCGCACCCUUCGGCCGGGCUUCGACAUGCUGAACUGGGUCAACACUGAAGACGCCCGCCGCGCCCUCCUCCACGCCAUCGCCAUCCAAGACAUAAUCGAGCAACUCCCCCGCGGCCGCGCCCACGUCAUCCACAUGCCGUCCUCCCUCUUCGCGGCAGCAACAGUCUACGUCGUCUUCGCCCUCACAGGAAUCGCAAAUAUCCAUCUCCCCCGCACAAUCGUCUGGCAGGACGCGUUACUCUCGCACGCCGACCUGAAUCUCGGCUGCGAGACUGCGGUCAGACCUUCCACUGGCUCUGAAACGAGCCGAUUUGUGGCGGAGGGACGGACGGAUUCCCCGCCUGGUGUUGCAGCAACCCGGAACCUGCUGUACGAGAUGAAUUCGAUGCAGAAGUUGUUCCGGUGUUUGAUUUCGCAGUGGGGCAUCGCGCAUGAUAUGGAGGAGAUUGUUAAUCAGUGGAUUAUUCUGUGUCAUUAG